This is a messenger RNA of Dermatophagoides farinae (American house dust mite), 605 nucleotides long. Lineage: Eukaryota; Metazoa; Arthropoda; Arachnida; Sarcoptiformes; Pyroglyphidae. The record is from RefSeq and is a predicted model, not a curated record.
UUCAAAUGAAAAAAAUGUUUCCAACAAGACAUUCGGUGCCACAAGCUGGCCAAACAACAUUCAAAUAUACAAUAUUAGAAACCUGUGAACGUAUUAAAGAAGAAUUUAAUUAUCUUCAAGCACAAAAUCAUAGCCUCAAAAUGGAAAUUGAAAAAAUGGCACAGGAAAAAACUGAAAUGCAACGACAUUAUGUAAUGUAUUAUGAAAUGUCCUACGGAUUGAAUGUUGAAAUGCACAAACAGACCGAAAUUGCCAAACGAUUGAAUACAAUUAUUGUACAGAUAAUGCCUUAUCUAUCACAAGAGCAUCAAACACAAGUAGCAACGGCUGUUGAAAGAGCCAAACAAGUGACAAUGUCUGAAUUGGGCACGAUACUAAGUCAACAAUCGGGUAUCGCACAUCUUUUGCAAUUAGAACAGAUUCGUUCAGCAACAGCAACAGCAGCAGGGAAUACCAGCAGCCGCUGCCGCUGCAUCACAUCCAAAUGGUCCAGGAUCAUCAUCAUUAACGUCUAAUGCUAUAACUGGUAUAGGUCCAACUAGUUUAGCACAACAUGCUGCUGCAUUACAUUCAGGUUUACCAGCUGGUUCAACAACUGCUGCUGC